UGCUCGGGGCUGCACGUCGCGUACCUGAGCGGCACGGAGGCGCAGGAGCACCCGGCUCCCGCCCACAGCUUCAGCGCCAAGGACGUGGCAGAGCUCAAAACAUCCCUGUUAUCCACCCCAAACUUCAGAGGAGUGGACAUCCUGCUGACCUCCCCCUGGCCCAGAGACGUGGGCACCUUUGCCAACAGCGCGGGAGAAAUAGAUACCAAGACAUGUGGCUCCAAGUUGGUAUCAGAUCUGGCUGCAAGUCUCAAACCAAGGUACCAUUUUGCUGCCCUGGAGAAGGCCUAUUACGAAAGACUUCCUUACAGAAAUCACACAGUGCUACAGGAGACCCCACAGCAUGUGACCAGGUUCAUUGCACUUGCUGAUGUUGGCAAUACAAGCAAGAAAAAGUACCUCUAUGCCUUCAGCAUCGUGCCCAUGAGCUCCAUGGACCCCGCGGAGCUGGUGAAGCAGCCGCAGGACGUCACAGAAAACCCCUACCGGAAACUGCGCAAGGAGGCUGCCAGGGCCAGAGCAGAGGAAGAACCAGCUCGUCAGUUUUUCUUUGACUUGAACAAGCAUCAGGGAAAGAAACGUCCCUCAGAUGGGAAACAGGGAGGGGACUCCCAGCCUAAGCAAGCCAAGAAACCCCCACAGCCCACGGGGCCCUGCUGGUUCUGCCUGGCCAGCCCGGAGGUGGAGAAGCACCUGGUUGUCAGUAUUGGCACACACUGCUACCUUGCCCUGGCCAAAGGGGGCCUGUCCCCUGACCAUGUCCUGAUUUUGCCCAUUGGGCACUAUCAGUCAGUGGUGGACUUGUCCUCAGAGGUGCUGGAAGAAGUGACCAAGUACAAGGCUGCCCUAAAGGAGUUUUUCAGAAGCAAGGGAAAGAGAUAUGUCCUAUUUGAAAGAAACUACAGGAGUCAGCAUCUGCAGCUCCAGGUGAUUCCUGUCCCACUGGACCUCUGCACUUCUGAAGACAUUAAAGAGGCUUUUAUCACACAAGCACAGGAACAACAGAUUGAAUUGUUAGAAAUCCCAGAGCACUCGGAUAUCUCGCAAGUAUGAGGCCACAUUUCACCUGUUCUUUCCCUCUGUCCUGCUUAGGCUCCUGUUUCCCUCUAGGGUUCCUUUGUGGGGUAGGGUUAAGCUGUUGGAGGCAGAGCCUCGUAGACUUUAUUUGGGGAUGUGCCAGAUGGAUUCUGCUCAGAUACGUUGUUUAGCCAAAGAUUAUUCCAAGCUAUGUGUAGGGCUUGCUGGAUGCAUUCCUUCUGGUGCCAAACACCAACUCUUUUCAGCACAUCAGGUAGUUUUAGGUUCUGAUUUUGACAGGCUGAUUUCUCAGCUGAGGAAUGGGAGUGUG
This is a messenger RNA of Manacus vitellinus (golden-collared manakin), 1348 nucleotides long. RefSeq names its product CWF19 like cell cycle control factor 1 (gene CWF19L1). The record is from RefSeq and is a predicted model, not a curated record. NCBI's taxonomy places the organism in Eukaryota, Metazoa, Chordata, Aves, Passeriformes, Pipridae. Gene Ontology annotation, cellular component: post-mRNA release spliceosomal complex. Gene Ontology annotation, molecular function: RNA lariat debranching enzyme activator activity. The annotation marks the transcript as partial. Gene Ontology annotation, biological process: mRNA splicing, via spliceosome. The transcript is spliced from 8 exons.